Messenger RNA from Anneissia japonica, 1545 nucleotides. RefSeq names its product biogenesis of lysosome-related organelles complex 1 subunit 3-like. Lineage: Eukaryota; Metazoa; Echinodermata; Crinoidea; Comatulida; Comatulidae. The record is from RefSeq and is a predicted model, not a curated record. The transcript is spliced from 4 exons. Gene Ontology annotation, cellular component: BLOC-1 complex. The coding region runs from base 167 to 763 and encodes 198 amino acids.
GCAUUGAUAAUAAUGAAUAACAAACCGACGAGAGAGAGAUCAGAGGUCAUGGGAUGGGAAUGACCUUAGGCCUCCCUGCUGCCUCCUGUAGCCUGUUUGCUCGCCUGUAGAAAAACAAUAAAGAACUGGUAGGUAGCCUAGCUAGGCCAAGCUGAGCCAGAUUAAAAUGACUACAAAUAUUAGAACAGUGGUACAGGGGGAAGCUUUGGAGUCAGACUCGGACUCGGAUGAUGCAAUGCCUGCUCCAGUGGAAGAUGACAGUCGUGUCCCUGGAGAAGCACCUGAAACAGAUGAUGAAGAAGAUGAACUUACAAACUUGAGCUGGGAGCAUGAAGAGUCAAAGCUUCAGCUUGGAAGCUUCCCACAUUUGAAAGUUGAAACUGGUCCAGGAUUGAACGCAGCAGAAACAAACGAAAAGUUAGCAAACUUGCAAGAACAAGUUAAAAAUUUAGAAAGAGACCUACCAAAGUAUGAUACAUUAUUACAUAGGAAGCUCCGCGAGAGAAACAUAGCGCUGCAUCGAGAUAUGAAUGAGGUAAUCUCACAAGCCUUUCAGAAUGCUCGUAAGGAUCUUUCCAGCUCCAGUCAGCAGCUUUCUCGUACCCAAAGUGUUAUCCAAGAUGCUUGUCAUACUCUACGAAUAUUCUCAAAUGAUCUCAAAUCUAUGGAGGAAAAAUUAGACAUUAUUAAAGGAAACAAUAACAUUCCAAAACUUACGGUUCCACUAAUGAAUCGACAAGAUACAGCUAAAGUGGAUUCUUAGGUGGUGCUAAUAUUUAUACCAAUAUAUAGAGGGUGCUAUUUGCAUUGAUACGCAGAUGUAUGUUUCCAUAACACUAGUUUUGCGGAAGUAAAGCAGUUGCUUUUUGCAUACAGAUUUGUUGUCAUAAUGCAGUUAGCCUUCGGAUACCAGGGCAUUUGUGGUUAUGCUGCUAGCCUUCAUAAACCAGGAUUUAGCAGUUUUGCUGUGUGUCUUUUUGGUAAUUUUCUCGCAAUCACAGCAAAAUCGAACCUUCUAAGAGGCAUGGUAAUGAAUGGAUCUUUCUGGAGUAUCAAUCAGAACAGCACCAGGAAUAUGCAUGUCCAAAAACACUCGUGUUGUGCGACAAACACACAUUUUUAUGUACAUUUACGCUAUUGUUUUUGUGGGACCUUAGCAACAGUAUCCAAGGGGCGGAGAUUUGCAUAAAGUUCCACUAUAGGUGCUUCCUAUGAAAUAGCUUAAAAUCCGUUAAUUUAAACAUAGAAAUAUAUAAUAUAUUUGAUUAUAGAAGAUUAAAAACACAGAAUCUAGUGACAUAUAUACACAUUCUUGGUGUUUUGAAAUACAAUUAUUUUAUGAAGGAAAGUCUUACAAUGCAACAGUCUCAAUAAAAUUAUUACAAAAAAACAUACAAAUAUUGAGGGCAUCAGUGUAGCCUAUGUAAGCCCUCACUGUGCAUGACUAUGUCAAAGCUCAAUGAAUAUAAUUAGGCAUAUUCACUAUAUUUCUGUGCAGUUCAAACUACAAGAAAACUUGUAUUAAAUUUACCUCUAAAACAUGAA